AUUUAAAUGCAAGAUUCAUAUUUUCCAUUAUAUCUUCAAGUUUGCUGAUUAUUCAUAAAACAUUGUCACUAGUUCUUUCGUUGUAUUUUUAAAAAUUAAGUUUUGAAUUCUCGGGAACAUUUUCCAGCACUUUUAUACAGUCGCUAUAACCGCGUAUCGAUAGUUGCUAUAUUGGUAAACCUAUCGAUAGUUUACUAGAAGAGGUCGAAACAUAUUUGAGCCCUGUCCAACACUGGAGGACGCUGAAAAAAGUUUGAGCAAAAGUUAGGAUCGGUUUGUAAUUAAAAUUAACCAUGUCCAGAGGAGCUGCCCUAAAUAGAAACCACAAACUAAACCUUAUUUCCCUGAGUAUCAACGAUUGUUUGGGUUGCGAAUCAGUGAACAUAAAUUUCCCGACCGCCGACAAUGUGCAUAUAAUCAUCUAUGAAGUGUUCAAGGAUCUGCCAGUGGAUAUACCUGCUGUAAGUCCCGUGGGACAGGCCAUCCUUCUGCUCUGCUCCCUAACAUAUCCGGAUGAGGAAAGUCUUUCCAAGGUUCCGACGCUGAAAAUUGGCAAGGGAAGCGUUUCUAUGAAGUUCGAGCUGCAUCCCAUGGCAAAGGGAGACAACACCCAGAUAACCGAGGAGGUGUUAAGCGAUCUGGAUGAGACGCCCAGCACCUCAAAGCAGGCAAUGGAGCGUCUGAAGAGGCGAAAUGAGCGCAAGGUCAAGGAGGCCUCCUUGAGGAUGCUCCAGUCCAAUGUAAUCAGUGUGACCGUGAAGCGCCGCUUCGAUUCCUUCUCCUCCCUGGACUCUGUGUCCUAUCAGAUGAAUGGGGGCAUGAGCGAAACCGCCAGCAUCCAGGACUUUCACGCCAAGUUCUUUGUGCGGCCCGAGCACUCCACCAAUUAUUUGAGGCAUCUCUACCAGGAGUGCUCCGGCAACUGGCUGAAGGUCAUCCAAAGCGAUGGCGGGGGCGACGCCUACAGCAACUUCAAAGACCCCGACAGCCCCUUCGAGACCUUCGUCAAGCUUUUUGAACGCCAGGCGAUGCAACCACAGGAUGUGGUCUGCAAAUUGGUCAAGACCUGUCUACAUGUCAAUGAGGCAGUGCGUCUGGCGGAGCGAAAGUUUAUAUUGGAGGUGUUCGACCAGGUGCGCCGCAUAUUCGAGUACAUCACGGUUAACGAGUACACCGUUUGGUUUUUGGUUCCUUGUCUGAACAAUAAGGAUCAACUGCGACCUAUGAACAUCGACGACUUCGAUUUAACCAAAGUGAGAACCACUAUUCGAGCCGCCGGCGAUACAAGCAACAUAUACUGGGCUUAUACUGAUCACAAUAUCCAGGACUUGCUAAUGGUGGCCUUUCAAUUGGCCCUGGCCACCAAUGUCAACCAGUCGGUUCUGAUUAUCAGCCAUUUGGAAACGCUCUCCGAUUUUAUAUCCAUGCAAUAUGUGACGGCCAGUUUUAUGAACGAUUUCUACAUCGAAAAACACUCGGAUCCUAAAUGGAUCUGCCAUCGCUACCUACAGCGCAUCGUGGAGAUGGCUAUGUUUUUGGGCACAAUCGUCAUUAUUGAGUAUCCCAGUGCUUUUACACUGUUGCAAAAAGGUCGCCGGCUGAUCAAGUGUUUUCAGAGAAAGAACAGGGGAACUUUGGGUGAAAUACGAUGGGAAGUGGUUGAUGGUGUUGUCCAGGACAACGAGUCUCUCGAGUGUCUGAAGAGGGCCGUCGUCAACAAACAGGAGACCGUGUAGUUUGCAAAAUAUUUAUUAGCUUCGCCUCGAACCGAAUUCAUUUAUCUGCCGUCUGCGGCUUUCACACGCAAAUAUUUCCAUGCUCAUUUUCUAAUUACGCCACAGCUCACGGGCCAGCUGGAAACUCAUUCUUCAGCUCCAUUUCAAUUAGGGUUUUGCCGGCUGUCAGUUCGAGUGCCAGUGGUGGAUCAGCCGAGGGUCCUUGCGCCACCAGUGCACCACCCCGCACAAAUGCAGCAACUACAAUGGCUGUCAGGCAAGAGGCACGCGUCAUUUGCCGGCGAAAUGCAUUUUGCGCGAAGCAAGACCAUUUUUAGCUAAAAUCACCCGGUGACCCAGUUGCUCGGCUGGGCGCCCGGAGAUGCAUCCUGAUGGAAUGCUGACUGACUGACUGACUGGCUGACGGACUUGAAUGAUUGGCGGUUGUUGGGGCAAUUCUUUUUGGCGCUGAUGGCUGGAAAUCAUUCUUUCUAAAUUUUCCUUUACCAUUGUUCUUAAAAUUUAAAUUAGUGGGCGAGGCGAAGUUUUCUAUUUGCUUAGUGUGACAGUUUUUCAAAUUG
Molecule: messenger RNA, 2296 nt
Organism: Drosophila suzukii
Lineage: Eukaryota; Metazoa; Arthropoda; Insecta; Diptera; Drosophilidae
Gene: ord
Product: orientation disruptor
Source: RefSeq, a predicted model, not a curated record